CAGUUGUUUUCCGACCUCCGUUCGCGCAGCGUCGUGUACCAAUGAGCUUACCAAGAAGCAGGAGCUAUUAUUAAGAAAAAGUAAAUGGACCGCACUUUUAAAUUUAGAAUUAUAAUACAUGACAGUGACGUGUUUAAUGUUAUUGUUUCGAAUGUGAGAACAAUCUCGAUAACGCGAAUUGAUACACGCGGUUUUAUUUUUAAUUUAAUUACAUGAUGCUUUCCUACCUUGAACUUAAAAUAAAAUUGGUAGAAGUAUAUAUUAUACAUCGUUUUCUGGACAAGCGCGCGCUUUUUACAUUUUAAUGAUAUUAUUGAUAGUGUCGAAAGAAGUUGUCAGUGUCAUACUUUUUCUUUUAUGAUUUGUGAUUCGUGAUCCGGGAUGCCUUGGACAGGAAUUUAAUGGUUGUUUUAAUGUUAUUUUGUGAAGUGUCGUGCUUGUAGCUUGUAGAUAUGGCUAAUAAAAUGAUGGGAUACGUGAUCUGUGGAUAUAGCUCCGUGGAUAACUUAAUGAGCGACCAGGGCUCGCCGUUUCGUCGCUGGACCACGGGCAGCGGCUCCAGCAGCUCGUACCGCCACCACGAUCACAGAAGCAUCUACAGUAAGCAAAUGAGCGAAGGCUCGAACGCAAGCAACGGAGUCAGCAACGGCGGUGUGGCGCGCUGGUCGCUGGGUCUUGAGCAUCUACUGGCGGAUACGGCCGGGGCUGCCGCCUUCGCGCACUUUCUGGACAAGGAGUUCGCUGCCGAGAACAUCAGAUUCUGGUGGUCGUGCGAGCAGUACCGCACGUGCGAGGGCCCGGGCGCGGACAACACUCGCACGCAGCUCGCAGACCAGAUCUGGCAGCGCCACCUGGCGGACGGCGCGCCCGAGCCUGUCAACAUCGACGCGGCCGCCAAGCGAGCCACCGCGCUGCGGCUCAACCAGGUGCCGCUGCCCGCAGACCUGUUCAACCAGGCGCAGAAACAGAUCUUCAACGUGAUGAAGUUCGAUAGCUACCCGCGGUUCCUGCGGUCCGGCGUGCACGCGGAGUGCGCCCGCGCCGACCUGCGUGGUCUGCCGCCGCCCUACGGGGCAGCUCCCGGAGCCGCCCCCGCGCCCGUCUCCCCCGACAACAGCACCAAGAUAAAAAAGUCGAUGUCGAACGCGUCGGAGCGACGACGCAGCGGCGCGGGCUCUCUCCUGCCGUGGAGACUACGGGCCGCCUCCCGAGAACGAGACACCGGCCCCGCCCCAGACAACGCCCCUAUGGCGCAGGUCCCGCAGGUGCCGCAGGUGGCGGCGGGGUGCAGCCUGUGCCGCGUGGUGCUGCCGGACGGCGCCACGUCGGUGGUGGGCGUGGAGCAGGGCGUGUCAGUGCGGCGCCUGGUGGACCGCCUGCUACAGCGCCGCAAGCUGCCGGUCCACACCUACGUGGUGCUGCUACCCGACCAGGAGGGCGAGUCCCGCGAGGUGCAGCUGGACGGGCCGUCGUCGGCGCUGGGCGGGCGCUGCGCCGUCGUGGAGCGGCGCUGCGUCGUGAGGGUGGCGCUGGGCUCGCGCUGUGUGGCCGUGCGGGCCCGACCCGAGCGACGGCUGCGGCACGUGCUGCGGCCGCUACUGACGCGGUACGCGCCCGCUGCGGCGCCCGCAGCCGGGCCCGUGCGCCCGCUGCACCCCGACACACUGCUGCAGGAGCUGGACGGAGCCCGGCUACAGAUCGUGGAGCUGGAAGGAGAGUGGCGCGCUGUGCUGUGUGGGCCAGGGCCGGGGGGGGACGGGGGGGACCUGGCGGGGGGGGCGGGGGCCGCCGAGAGCGAGGGAGACGACGACGCACUGGUCAGUGGAUCAUAG
Leptidea sinapis is the source of this 1832-nucleotide messenger RNA. RefSeq names its product regulator of G-protein signaling loco-like. Gene Ontology annotation, molecular function: GTPase activator activity. The transcript is spliced from 9 exons. NCBI's taxonomy places the organism in Eukaryota, Metazoa, Arthropoda, Insecta, Lepidoptera, Pieridae. Bases 453 to 1832 code for a protein of 459 amino acids. Gene Ontology annotation, biological process: signal transduction. The record is from RefSeq and is a predicted model, not a curated record.